This is a messenger RNA of Seriola dumerili (greater amberjack), 3981 nucleotides long. RefSeq names its product protein phosphatase 4 regulatory subunit 4 (gene ppp4r4). Gene Ontology annotation, cellular component: protein serine/threonine phosphatase complex; cytosol. NCBI's taxonomy places the organism in Eukaryota, Metazoa, Chordata, Actinopteri, Carangiformes, Carangidae. The transcript has 26 exons. Gene Ontology annotation, molecular function: protein phosphatase regulator activity; protein binding. The record is from RefSeq and is a predicted model, not a curated record. The coding region runs from base 1 to 2574 and encodes 857 amino acids.
AUGUUCUCCAGCAGAAUGAGUGUGAACCAGUCCAGCCUGCUGUACGGACAGCUGGAGGAGCUGCAGGAGCUCGCCUUCAUCGAGAGGCCGAUCCGCAGGAGUCUCAAGACGGCGGAGGAGAUUGAUCAGCUGACUGUGGAUGAAGACCUGAAUGACAUUGAGAGAGCCGUCUACCUGCUCAGUGUGGGUCAGGAGGUGCAGAGAGCAAGCGUCAUAAGUAACCUGCCGAGUCUCGUUCGUCAGAAUCCGGCUGAGACUUUUCGUCGGGUCGUACCAAAAGUCCGGGAGGCCCUGAACGGAUGCGGAGCUGAAAUCCAGCUGGCAGCAGCAGCAUCGUUUCUAACUAUCCUACAGGACGACAUCAUCCUGAUCCACACCCACACGUACUCCAUCCUGAAGACAGUCCUACUGCACCUGAACCACAGAGACACAGUUGUGAGCAACGCCUGGUUGGAGACUCUGCUGUCGGCCAUCAACGCUUUACCCAAGGAGACCAUCAAACAGGAGGUGCUGAACCCUCUCCUGUAUCAGUCUCAGCUGUCUCACUCUCUUCAGGCUCGUCUGGCCAGCUGUCGAAUUUUGGGAAAAGUGGCCUGCAAGUUUGAUUCCCACAUAGUGAAGAUGGAGCUGCUGCCAUUGGCUCGGUCUUUAUGUCAGGAUGUUGAGUUUGAGGUCCGAGCCUGUAUGUGCCGUCAGCUGGAGAGCAUCGCCAGAGCGACUGGGGUGGACGACACCAGGAUGGAGCUGCUUCCUGAACUGGUGGAGCUCGCUGGAGAUGAGGAAAGCAGCGUCCGCCUCGCUGCCUUUGACACCAUCAUCAACCUGAUGGAGAUGAUUGACAGUGAUGACAGACUCCAUGUAGUGGUUCCUCUGGUGAUGUCCGUGUGCGAGGCAUCAUCGCAGGCGGAUGAAGCUGUCGUGGCGUCUUUGUCGUUCCAGUUUGGGAGGCUCUGCAGUGGACUGACAGGGUCUCUGUCAGAUGAGCAGAGGGGCCGGUUGCUGCAGAGGUUUAAGGUGCUGUGUGUCGCCGGUCUACAGACUGAAGGAAACCAGAUUGACAUCAACAACGAGUCUAAGUUGAUCCGCUGCAACUGCUGCUACAACCUACCGGCCAUGGUGGUGUUUGCUGACUCCACCCACUUCCUGUCAGAGCUCUACCCAUCGUUCUCCAGUCUUUGUUGUGACCCAGAAGUCAGUGUUCGACGAAGUGCUGCAGCCAGUUUCCACCAGGUGGUGAAGCUGCUCGGUUCAAACGUCCAGGUGGUCCACAAAGAGCUUCUGGUCCUACUGCAGGACGACGCUCUGGAGGUGCUGGAUGCACUGAUGAAUCACCUGGAAGAAACUCUGGAGGCAGUUCUGUCCAGAGGAGAGAACCUGACACUGGACAACAAGUUCCCGGAACUGCUGACAGCCCUGUUGUUGGCAGAGCAGAAGGUUGGUUCUUCUCUGCGUUGGCGGCUGCAUGAAAAGCUGCUGCAGCGUUACAGCUGCCUGGCCAGACUGCUGCCUGGAGAACUGCUGCACCAGAGCUUCUCCCCUCGCAUCUUCAUCAUCCUCACCACCAAUAAGGUGUUGCCUGUGCAGAAGGAGGCAGCUCGGACGUUUUGCAUAUUUCUCCGCUACAAUCGGAAACAGGAGCAGCGCCAGGAGAUGAUGGAGCGACUGAUCCAAGAUCUGGCCCAGGGUCGGAGCUACUGGAACCGUCUGAGGUUCCUUGAUGUUUGUGAAAUGGCCUCUGAGAUUUUCUCCAGAAAAUACUUCAACAAACACUUCCUGAGUCCGGCACUGGAGCUGGUCCACGACCCCGUCGCCAACGUGAGGUACAAGCUGUGCCAGUUGUUGCCCAGGUUACGUUCGUCGCUCCGUCUGCCAGCUGAUAAACAACUGCUGCAGCAACUCGACUUCUGCGUCCAGAAACUUUUAUGCAGAGAGAAAGACAAGGACGUGGUGGCAACCAUUCGCAAGACAGUGUUGGAACUGGACAAACUGGACCUCACAGAACCUUUUCAUAAGAGGCAGGAGAGGGAUUUACUGGACCAGAAAAAGGAGAAGGAGGAGACUCUGCUGCUGGAGAUGGAACAGCUGGAGCGACAGCAGAGCGAAGGGAAACUCAACUCUGAAAAACAUACAGAGAGAAAACGAAGGGAAAGCAAGACCAUUCUCUCUGCAACCAAAUCCAUGUCCGUGUCCUCAUCUGGAGCUGCCUUGUCCUCUGGUAAGGAGAUGAGGAAGGCUAAACUGUCACGGAGUCGAUCCCUCAGCAGUCAGCCAACAACAUCUAAAACCGCCAACUCAGACAGACCUGUGAAGGUUAAGGAGCUGAGUGGUACAUCUGGAUCUGGGAAGUCCUCCAUGAUUCAGAGCAAAGAUGACUCCUUGAGGACUGUCCACUUCACCAUGGCAACUCAGUCCACCUCCUCCAUGCCAGUCCUGAUCCGCAGCAACACCACCAGCCUCCUGGACAGGCGCAGUAAAACAAUGGACCGGGGAUGUGGAGUCAAGGAGAGCCAGUCCAGAAAGCUGUCAAUAAACAGGAAGUCGAACUCUUUCAGUGUCCAGUCGGGUCGAGACUGAAGAUGAUGUCAGCAUACCUCCAACAGGCCAUUAGCCAAUCAGCAGUCAGGGAGCACUUUCAGGACAUUACCCAGAAUGCAACAGGACAUCAUCUCUGUCUGACAGUGACGAACAGAGACAGUAGAGCCUAACCUCUAUUUGUAUCUACUGAGCACUGUGUAUUCUAAUGAUCUCAUCCUGUCACCUGAUUGGUUCAGUAAAUUCCACACAUUUAAACUGUGUCUGUGUUCUUAUUGGUCGGUGGUUUCAACUGCUAAUGUGUGACUGGUUGGAUGAUCGCUGACAUCACAGGAAAGGUGUUACAUUCUGUUGGACCAGGUCUAAUAACAUCUGAUCAUCUAGUUGUCACGACCAGGCAAGGACUCAGGACACAGAUGCAGGGUUCAAUAGACAGUCUUUAUUGUUUUCUUCAGGGCGCCUCCAAGUGGAGAAAUAAAUAGGCUAUCAAACCUAAUUCUCACUAUAUCAGAGGCUAUAAAAAAUAUCAAAAUAAUCACUCCGCUAAGGAGGAAAAACACAAUGGAUUAUUAAACUACUAUCUGUAAAAUAAAAACUCCAGCAAACUGGAGGCUCUACUCUACAAAAAGUAAGUAAACAAAACAUCACCCCACAUGGAGGAAACAAAAGGCUAUGCAAACUUAAACUAUGACACAAAACUAGGAAAUAAACUUACAACUCAAAAUCUCUCACUUGGAGGAAGAAGAACGCAAGACUUUAAGGAACGCUGUGACGAAGAGCUGGGGUGCACGCACGCAGACGAAACACACUGGCACAAGACAAAGGGAGACUAUUUAAACACUGGGCAAGGGGAACAGGUGAAAACACUCAGGGCAAUCAGACUGAGACACAUGAGGAAGGGCAAGUGAUCUGAAACGAGAGGAGAGUUACUUUUCAAAAUAAAACAGGAAAUGACAGGACAAAACAAAACCAGGACAAGACAACCUCACCACGGUGUGACACUAGUCAUCAUCACAGAGUCUCCACGGUAACCUGCACCUGUUCACCACCAGAGAUCCAACAGUCUGUUCAGUGUCCUUCAGUCUGUCCGACUGUCAGGCUGAAACAUCUGUACAGAUGUGAUGAUCCUGUUAACUGAUUUUCUAAUACAUUCACGGAAGAGUUUUUAAUAAGACUGAACCAAUCAGCUCUCAGAUCAGUCACAGCCAGGUUUUUUCCAGCAUGCACUGAGCUGAGUACCUAACCCUGCAGCUGUGCCGAUGCCAUGAGGUUAAGGCUACUGAUGUCAGCCUGACAUCACAGCAGGUCAUGAUUGCAUCCGACAGAAAUAUACUAGCAUACAGUCAUUGAACGAUCGAUUGGUUCUGGAGUCCAUCAUUCCUGCACAUGAUUCAGAUCAUCUUAACAGGAACUGGUGCAGUGCUCUGUCUAUUGUUUGGGCAGGAAUAU